AAAGUUAUCGCCAGUCGUGACUUAUUAAUCGAGCAGGAACUAAAAAAAUUACACAAAUACAAAUACAUAUGGUACUUGUAAAUAAUAUUACAAAACAUGGAUGCCGUUGAUGACAAUCAGCAGGCGCAGCAUCUUGAAGAUUUGCCAGAUAACAACGAGGAACAGCAAGAUAGUGAUCACGAACAGAGGCCGUCUACAAAUGAGGCAAAAUGCUCGACAGCAGCAACAACUAGCGCUGGUGCUGGUGCGUGGAAACGUCAGCUUUUUCGGUUUCAUCCGUACCACGGGUCUAACAUACAUCUGGAUGACGAAGCAACAGUCGCCUUUCGUCGCACCAGCUUUGCAAAUGCAUUAACCUUCUCUGAGCGACCGUUGGCGCCGGGAGAUAUAUUCCUAGUUGAGAUUGAAAAAAUUGAGCGCGGCUGGUCGGGACACAUGCGUCUGGGACUGACUGAACUCACGCCUAAUGUCAUUGGUACGCGCAGCGAGGGACUUCCUCACUUCGCACUGCCGGAUUUGGCUAAUCUAGGAAAUAGCUGGAUCUAUCCGAUCUCAAAGUUCGAAAUGAAUCAGCAUCAAGACCAAACAGCGGGAGAGAGCAUGGAACCAAUGUUUGAACUACCACAGCGUAAUUUGCUUGGCGAUGCUACGCAUGUGAGAACGCCGCGUGGACUUCUGCCAAAGCGGCUGCUGCGACCCUCCAUGGACAAUGGCAACUCAGAUAUUUUGCUAACGGAUCGAGGUUCGCGCAUUGGUAUUAUUUAUGUGCCGACAGAGUAUGAUGCCUCCUUGGCCGAGCUGCACUUUAUUAUAAAUGGCGUGGAUAGGGGUCCAGUCUCAAGGAAUAUACCGCUGAACAAGGCCCCGCUUUAUGUGGUAAUCGAUGUCUACGGCACCACUAAGCAAAUACGCAUCAUACAGCUGGAAGGCAUACUCUCACUGCAAAGCGCUUGUAGGAACGUUAUAUUAGAGCAUGCAACAGCAGGGGAUAUUGCACUGCUGCCGUUGCCGGAGAGCAUAAAGCGUUUCUUGCUGCGCCGAGAUUAGUACACACCCACACACAGUCACGCUAUGUAAUAGAGUGCUGUGCAUGAGCUUGCGACGUGAUAGCCUGUUUACCCAUAAACACAUACAGACAAACUCAAUCUAUACACAUAUAAUUUGUACGCAUUGUCGGCAUCUGAAGUUGCUGUUCAUUGUUUUUUCGAGCCCAAGAGAUGGGGCCAACUAGUAGUGACCGUAUUGUGACUGCGAUUGAGGACGGCAAUGAUUUUCAAACGAAUUUCUGUAUUUUCAUUCUGUAGAUAUAUUAGCUAUUAGUACUUUUGGUUCCGUGAUACCAGUUCAUUAUAUUUAUAUAUAUAUUUUUAAUAUUCCAUCACACACAUUUUAAUUACAUCAAGUUCAUUACUUUCCUAGUGCAUCCACAAACUAUUUACAUACCUUUAAAUAUGUAUGAACAACAAGCCCCAAUUAACUUGCAAGCAAAGGCUCAAGAAUCUCCCAUACCAAGCACCAGUUUGCCUUUAGCCGUUUCGGUCUAUUUCAGGCGAUUUCCAUUUCCGUUAUGUACCUUUAAAAUAUAUAUUGUUGCUAACUGUAAGCUUAAAAGUUAAUAAUAAAAUACAUGUGUAGCUUGUAAAUCCUAUUUAAAUACUAUAAGAGAUCAAGUGUAAUAAAGGCAUUAUGU
This is a messenger RNA of Drosophila busckii, 1690 nucleotides long. Its product is annotated as neuralized-like protein 2. Gene Ontology annotation, biological process: intracellular signal transduction. NCBI's taxonomy places the organism in Eukaryota, Metazoa, Arthropoda, Insecta, Diptera, Drosophilidae. The transcript is spliced from 4 exons. The record is from RefSeq and is a predicted model, not a curated record. Gene Ontology annotation, molecular function: ubiquitin protein ligase activity. Bases 97 to 1047 code for a protein of 316 amino acids.